Molecule: messenger RNA, 1366 nt
Organism: Brienomyrus brachyistius
Lineage: Eukaryota; Metazoa; Chordata; Actinopteri; Osteoglossiformes; Mormyridae
Product: midkine-B-like
Exons: 5
Coding region: 139-576 (145 amino acids)
Molecular function (GO): growth factor activity
Source: RefSeq, a predicted model, not a curated record
UUUAAAUGUUGUCCACAUGUGACCAGCUCAAACUAGUUUUUGGGAAACAAAGGACGGGGCCACAGGCACCAGAAAGCAUCGGACUGCUCAGCGUAGUGUGGCUAAAAGCGCAAGGAAGUUUGCGAUAAACAACUCAAGAUGCGGGGUCUAUUCCCAAUGUCUGCCGUGCUGCUUGUGGCCAUGAUGGUGGUGGCCACAGAAGCUGGAAAGAACAAGAAAGAAAAGGCCGCUAAGACUACCUCAGACUGCACAGAGUGGCAGUAUGGCAGCUGCAUGCCCAAUAUCGGGGACUGUGGAGUCGGAGUCCGUGUGGGGACCUGCAACGACCAGACCAAGAAGCUGAAGUGCAAGGUGCCGUGCAACUGGAAGAAGGACUUUGGCGCUGACUGCAAGUACAAGUUUGGAAGUUGGGGGGAGUGUGACGCAGCCACUGGGACCAAGAACCGGUCCGGGACGCUGAAGAAGGUUCUGUACAAUGCAGAAUGCCAGGCGACCAUUAAGGUGUCCAAACCCUGCCCUCCGAAAGCCAAGACAAACGCGAAAGCAGGGAAGAAAGGAAGAGGAAAAGAGGUGUAAUAGCUAGGAUAUCGAGACAUUUCUGGCAACCACAACAGUAUUGUGCUUGCCCCCCCCCCUCCCCAGCUGCCCCUCCACUUAGCCAAACUCUUUGAACUAUGCUCAUCAGGCCACACCAUCUCCUCAGAAAAAAAAACUCACAAACUGAGGGUUCUCAGAAUCUUCUAAAUGAAACACUAUUUGCAAUGUACAGAACUUUUUUUUGUUUUAUGUUUUGAUUGGUUUCUAGCAUCUAGGUGAUUCUGCAUGUAACCAAGGGAAAUCACGUUUCCCAGGCUUUGCUUAUGAAAAAUUCUUUAAAAGUAGUAUAUUUGUACAACUAGAUACCACAUCAUACAUCCAACACACAGUCCAGCUAUUUUCUAACACAAGUUAGUGCUCCUAAUAGAUUUUAAUUUCUUUUUUAAUGCGUUCUAAAUAUUAUACUUAGAGUGCCUGUGUCACCUCGGCUUUUAGUAGAACAAGGAAAAGGAAGUUCAACGCUUAGAAAGGGUAUAGCAUUAAAGGUAUAGCAUUAAAGGUAUAGCAUUAAAGGUAUAGCGUUUUCAAGGCUCGUGAAAAUAUUUUGAUAUUCAAAAAGAUGAUGGAGUCGGGUAGUCUUUUUUGCAUUGUAAUAUUUAAAGGUUGUUGGAAUAAAACUUCUGGGGGACCAAUACAAAGUAAUUAUGGAUUACUUUGCGCUUGAAAGUAUUUGCUUGUAAUAUAUACAAUGCGUCAGAUAAAACACUCAUUCACAAGAGCUGUAAACAGGAAAGACAAAUGAAAUGAAUAAACUUUCUUAAGACAAUCA